This is a messenger RNA of Pristis pectinata (smalltooth sawfish), 526 nucleotides long. Its product is annotated as guanine nucleotide-binding protein G(I)/G(S)/G(O) subunit gamma-7-like. Gene Ontology annotation, cellular component: heterotrimeric G-protein complex. The coding region runs from base 1 to 219 and encodes 72 amino acids. The record is from RefSeq and is a predicted model, not a curated record. NCBI's taxonomy places the organism in Eukaryota, Metazoa, Chordata, Chondrichthyes, Rhinopristiformes, Pristidae. Gene Ontology annotation, molecular function: G-protein beta-subunit binding. The transcript is spliced from 2 exons. Gene Ontology annotation, biological process: G protein-coupled receptor signaling pathway.
AUGUCCACAAAGGCAGUCACUGCAAAUCACGUUGCCCACACCAGGAAGGCGGUGGAACAGCUGCGGAUGGAGGCUGGCAUCGACAGGAUUAAGAUUUCAAAAGCUGCGACAGACCUGAUGAAUUACUGCGAGGAGCACACGACGAAAGACCCACUGCUGACAGGAAUUCCAACCUCUGAGAAUCCUUUCAAAGACAAGAAGCCUUGCACCAUAUUGUAGCCUCAUUGACAGAUAUUUACCACCCAGCAUCUAUCUGACAUCCCCUGAAACCACAACCCAUUCCUUCAUUACCCUAACAUAUGGGCGUCUCAUUCCUCACCAGUCACUUUGGAUGACAUAUUCACCCUCCUUCCGAGUGUGGGAGGCUGCAGAGGGAAAGGAGCUUGUCAGAAGGCUGAGGAGGGUGGCAGUAGCAGCAAACAUAUUCUAGCAACACAGGAAAGACCCCAGGCACAAAUGUUGGAGGUGGCAAUUGUUUUAUAGCUUGCCCAGUGAGAAUUGGGGGUGAAGAGUGGGAAUGACACAG